Messenger RNA from Funneliformis caledonium, 765 nucleotides. The record is from the annotation of a GenBank genome assembly. Lineage: Eukaryota; Fungi; Glomeromycota; Glomeromycetes; Glomerales; Glomeraceae.
AUGAUUUCUAUCUACAAUAUUCUUUUAAUUAAAGCUCAAGAACUUAUCAAUAAUUGGAAGUUUAUAGUGGAAACCUCAACUCUUAGUUCGAGUGUGAAAACCUCAACUCUUAGUUCGAGUGAUUUCUAUUUUGUCAAGGAUUGGACUACCCCAGUGAAGAAGGGAUAUAAGACGAAUCAGAUAUAUAACAAGCUUGGAGUAGUACAGGCAAAGCAACAAUUUAACGCGAUUAAAAAUUUCACAGAUCAGACAGAUGCUGCAACUCCACAGAAAAAAAAGAAUAAAGUUCAUAAAACUAGUUCUUUCCCAUCCGUUGAUGAAAUUAAAAAUAUUGUAACUUUGAAGGAUUUAAUCAAUCGAUUAAGACAAAUAAACUUAGGUUUAAUGGAAGAUGACUUUGAAGUCCUCAGCAACAAUGGAAUAAUUGGAAGAACUUCUCUUCUGUUAACUGAAAAAAAACUCAAAAGUCGUGACGUGAAGUUAGGACCAGCAAUGAAUAUUGCUUAUUCGGUUAACAAGCUUAAGAGGCAUAAAUCUGGCAACUCUCUUCCUAACUUUAUAUUAUUAAUAGAUGCUAACGAACUUGAAGCGAGUGGAGGUGAAGAUAUGUCAGAUUCGCCUCCCCAAGCCACUAAAUUCGACCAAGAAAAGUUCCGUGAAGAAAUUCGUGCUGAAAUUUAUUCUGAAGUUCAUUCCGAAAUUUGUGCUGUGAUAAAAAAUAUUAAAGAUGAUCUUAGAGACUUAUUAACUAAUACACAAUCAUAA